Molecule: messenger RNA, 1285 nt
Organism: Prunus dulcis (almond)
Lineage: Eukaryota; Viridiplantae; Streptophyta; Magnoliopsida; Rosales; Rosaceae
Product: agamous-like MADS-box protein AGL82
Exons: 2
Coding region: 467-1162 (231 amino acids)
Biological process (GO): regulation of transcription by RNA polymerase II
Molecular function (GO): RNA polymerase II cis-regulatory region sequence-specific DNA binding; DNA-binding transcription factor activity, RNA polymerase II-specific; protein dimerization activity
Source: RefSeq, a predicted model, not a curated record
UUCGCCUUUUUAUUAACAUUCAAAAUUGUGUUUAGAGUUCUAUACAUCCACUACAAUUUUUCCAACACCAAGACAAUGAUGUUUCUUUAUUUUUCUCCGUGAUAUGAUUUCUUUCUUUUAUUCACACUUCCAAAAUUGUUUGACCUUUUCACUCAUUCCAACACUCACAUCGAUCCACUGGGCUGUGAGUAAACUCCUUAUAAUUCAGCCUCUAACACACUAGUUCGCCUCGUGAGGAAAAAUCCCUUUGUCCCAUUGGAAGAGUAAAUCCUGAAAAAGGAAAAGAAUCCCAUCGGAAAGUCCCCCUCCCCGAGGAAAAGUCUCAUCGGAAUAAGUCCCUCUGUCCAGUCGGAAUAAGUCCCUGCCCUUCGGAAGCAAAGAAAACAACUCGGAAGAGGAGAUGGUGGAAGUCCCAUCGGAACAAAGAAAAUAAAUUGUGUCCCUUCGGAAGCCAAGAGAAGAAGAUAUGGUGGCUCCUCGAAGAAGUAGCUUAGAACUCAUACCUAAUGAGGGCACUCGGAAGAUGACAUUUCGGAAGCGAAAGAAGAGUAUAUAUAAAAAGGCCGACGAGCUUUCGAAGCUUUGUGGUAUUGAUGUUUGCUUGAUCGUCUAUGAAGCCGAUCAAAAGAAGGGGAGGGCAGUUCAACCGGAGACGUGGCCGCGGGAUCCAAAUCAAUUCAAACGCAUUCUCAACAAGUACAAGGAUUCUAAGGAUACGUCCACACCCAGAUUGAAAAGAAACUUUAUUAUGUCUGAUUUUUAUGAGGACAAGAAAGAUCACGUGGAUGAGGAUGACGAAAAGUUUCAAAAUUCAGGGAAGAAGAUUUUUGAGGAGGAAUACCCGACAAAGUUUCAAAAUUUAGGGAAGAAGAUUUCUGAGGAGGAGUACCCGAGAUGGGACGAUCGAAUAGAUGAUUUUUCGCAGGACGAAUUGACUGAGCUCAUUGCUUCACUCGAAUCCAAGAUACAUGUUGCAACCAAGAAGAUUGAUUCUAUGGAAAGAUAUAUGGGGUUUGCUAAGAAACAAAAUCAAAGUUUGGUCUGGGAAGAGAUUAAUCAUGAUGAGCAGCCCUAUCAAGUCCCUGCUUUGAUGUCUCCUCCAUCACUUGUGCAUUGUCCAAUGUUGCCAAGUGCAUGGGUUUCAAGCUCAGAAAAUCGGUGAAGAGCUAAUCAGAACUUGACAACCUGUGUAUCUAAUCCUUUGUAAUGGAAUUUCUAGUAUUGUUUAAUUCGAUUUUGAUGUACCUUUUGGCUAGGGAUAAUAUAGCCCUAUAAUUUUUGUUCA